AUGGUCCAGGAGGACCCCUGGCAGGUGGGCUCGACACGGCCCUACGGGUCCCCACAAACAAAGGCAGGAAACCCUAGGUGCAGCCCCGCGGGCGGAGCCCUGCCCGCUGCCCAAGCGUCCCGCCGCAGCGGGGCUGACCGGAAGGGCAGGGCCGGCGAGGGCUCGCAGGGCCCCAGGGCCUCUGCGAGUGACCGCCUGUGGGGUGGGGGCGGGGGCCGGGAUGCGCUGCCCGGCUGCAGCCCCACUGGGGCGGGGCGGAAGCCCUGGGCAGGUGCAGCGUGGAAGAAGGACCGGCUCCCCGGAGGUCUGCUGGCCCGCGGCCCCGGCGGCCCAGGGGCCGGCCUGCGCUCCCCGCGGGGAGCUGGUUUCUCGCCCCUGGACUCGCAGGGGCUGGCCGGCCUCGUCUUCGGGUUCCUCCUGCCGGUGCGGCCCGGCCUGCGCCUUGCCCGCACUGUGGAGCUGGGCGCCAGCCGACCACACGGACGCAGGCGCCGGCCAGGGCCGACCGCGGGCCUCCCUCGGGCUGACGGGCGGCUCCUGUUGCCGCCUCUGAGCCCCUUGGGCACCGUGGCGGGCAUGCAGCUCCCCACCCGCCGGGGGCCAGCGCUGCCCCCGGGGGUCGCCACUCUGAGCUCGGAAGAGGAGAGCGACCCUCCGACCUACAAGGAUGCCUUCCCCCCGCUCCCCGAGAAAGCCGCCUGCCUGGAAAGCGCCCAGGAGCCUGCCGGCGCCUGGGGCAACAAGAUCCGGCCCAUCAAGGCCUCCGUCAUCACGCAGCCCGGCUCAGCGCGCGUCUCCCAGGACAAGCGCGCCGUGGAGCGGCUGGAGGUGGAGAAGGCCUUCCACCCCUUCAUCGCCGGGCCCUACAACCGGCUGGUGGGCGAGAUCAUGCAGGAGACCGGGACCCGCAUCAACAUCCCCCCGCCCAGCGUCAGCCGCUCCGAGAUCGUCUUCACCGGGGAGAAGGAGCAGCUGGCCCAGGCCGUGGCGCGCAUCAAGAAGAUUUACGAGGAGAAGAAGAAGAAGACCACGACCAUCGCGGUGGAGGUGAAGAAGUCCCAGCACAAGUACGUCAUCGGGCCCAAGGGCAACUCCCUGCAGGAGAUCCUGGAGCGCACGGGCGUGUCCGUGGAGAUCCCGCCCUCGGACAGCGCCUCGGAGACCGUGAUCCUGCGGGGCGAGCCGGAGAAGCUGGGCCAGCCUGCCGCUUCCGGGGGUCCUGGCUCGCCCUGCCUGGCCGGGCCGGGCGCAGCCGACAGGCCCGGUCGGUCUCCGCAGCAAACCAAGAGCUUCACGGUGGACAUCAGGGCCAAGCCCGAGUACCACAAGUUCCUCAUCGGCAAGGGGGGCGGCACCAUCCGCAGGGUGCGGGACAGCACCGGGGCCCGCGUCAUCUUCCCGGGCCCCGAGGACAAGGAGCAGGACCUGGUGACCAUCGUGGGCAAGGAGGAGGCCGUGCGCGAGGCCCAGCGCGAGCUGGAGGCCCUGAUCCAGAGCCUGGACAACGUGGUCGAGGACUGCAUGGUCGUGGACCCCAGGCACCACCGCCACUUCGUGACCCGGCGGGGCCAGGUGCUGCGGGAGAUCGCGGACGAGUACGGCGGCGUGAUGGUCAGCUUCCCGCGCUCCGGCUCGCAGAGCGACAGGGUCACCCUCAAGGGCGCCAAGGACUGCGUGGAGGCCGCCAAGAGGCGCAUGCAGGAGAUCGUCGAGGACCUGGAGGCGCAGGUGACCCUGGAGUGCGCCAUCCCCCAGCGGUUCCACCGCUCGGUCAUGGGCCCCAAGGGCUCCCGCAUCCAGCAGAUCACGCGCGACUUCAACGUGCAGAUCAAGUUCCCGGACAGAGAGGAGAACCCAGCACCCAGCACAGAGCCGGCCGUGCAGGAGAACGGGGACGAUGCCGGGGAGGGGCGCGACACCCGCGAGGGGGACCCCGGCUCCCCGCGGCGGUGCGACAUCGUCACCAUCUCGGGCCGCAAGGAGAAGUGCGAGGCCGCCAAGGAGGCCCUCGAGGUAGCCUGGGAGCCGCCCCCGCCCCGGGGGCAUCGCCCCAUCAGCCUCCAGCAGGUCCGCAGUGGGGGCUCAUCCCGCCUCGCCGAGGCAUCCCGUGUCGGUGCCCAGGUGCUGCGGGGCCACUGGGUCAGCACGGUCCCUGUGGGCCCGUCGAGAGGCCGGAGAGGGUUGCGUGACUGUGCCGAGCCGGCCCGGUUCCUGGCCACUUUGGAAAUCCCUGGCAGCCACGACCAGUGA
Messenger RNA from Condylura cristata (star-nosed mole), 2250 nucleotides. It is a transcript of the gene HDLBP, whose product is annotated as high density lipoprotein binding protein. Bases 1 to 2250 code for a protein of 749 amino acids. Gene Ontology annotation, cellular component: nucleus; cytoplasm. Lineage: Eukaryota; Metazoa; Chordata; Mammalia; Eulipotyphla; Talpidae. The record is from RefSeq and is a predicted model, not a curated record. Gene Ontology annotation, molecular function: mRNA binding. The transcript is spliced from 11 exons.